AUGUCUUCUAAAAACAUUCUGAGGAAGCCCAAUGAGAAGAAGAAGUUCAAAGGCACCGGUUGGAAGAUCAUCUUCUACAGCAAAGCAUUUCGCCGUGUCAAGGACACACGUGUUCCAAAUGGCAAAAUCGCCGGAACCGGCGCGACGCAAGCUGACAUUGGCUCAAUCGCCAAGUCUGCACGCUUCGAUAGCGAUGGUAACUGGCGGCUUCAGGUGUACGAGGUUCCAAUGGCGGAAAUUGAUAAGAAAACACAGAGCAGUGUCUUGAGCGCCGGUAUGGUCGUCCCAACGAGAGGACCUGGAUAUCAGAGCUACAAGGUGACUGCGGUCACUGCGAGCGCUGCACAGGUGACACCAGCGCCAGCGCCAGCGCCAGCGCCCAGCGGAGGGGAGGUGGAGGAAGAUGAGGAUGAUGAGUAA
Messenger RNA from Cyphellophora europaea CBS 101466, 420 nucleotides. RefSeq lists its product as uncharacterized. The transcript is spliced from 2 exons. The record is from RefSeq and is a predicted model, not a curated record. The coding region runs from base 1 to 420 and encodes 139 amino acids. Lineage: Eukaryota; Fungi; Ascomycota; Eurotiomycetes; Chaetothyriales; Cyphellophoraceae.